Molecule: messenger RNA, 1441 nt
Organism: Arabidopsis arenosa
Lineage: Eukaryota; Viridiplantae; Streptophyta; Magnoliopsida; Brassicales; Brassicaceae
Source: the annotation of a GenBank genome assembly
GCCAAAGCAAAAUCACAUUUCUUCUUUAACAGAAAAACACACACGCGCGCACACACAAUUGUCUUGACGAAGAGAGAAAGAAAUGGAAUCUCAUGUCGUUUAUAACGAACAGAAACCCCACGUAGUUUGCGUGCCUUAUCCGGCUCAAGGCCACAUCAACCCUAUGCUGAAACUGGCUAAAAUCCUUUACGUCAGAGGCUUUCACGUCACCUUCGUCAACACCAUCUACAACCACAACCGUCUUCUUCGAUCCCGUGGCCCAAACGCCCUCGAUGGGCUUCCUUCGUUCCGGUUCGAGUCCAUCCCUGACGGUUUACCAGAGACCAACGUGGACGCCACGCAAGACAUCACUGCCCUGUGCGACGCUGUCAAGAAGAACUGUCUCACUCCAUUUAAGAAGCUUCUCCAGCGGAUUAUCUCCCAACAGAACGUUCCUCCGGUGAGCUGCAUUGUGUCAGAUGGUACAAUGAGCUUUACCCUUGACGCUGCGGAGGAGCUUGGUGUACCGGAGGUUCUUUUCUGGACCACAAGUGCUUGUGGCUUCAUGGCUUAUCUACACUUUUAUGUCUUCAUCGAGAAGUGUCUGUGUCCAUUAAAAGAUGAAAGUUACUUGACGAAGGAGUACUUAGAUACAGUUAUAGAUUGGAUACCGUCUAUGAAGAAUCUAAAACUAAAGGAUAUUCCUAGCUUCAUUCGCACCACUAAUCAUGAUGACAUUAUAGUUAACUACGCCAUCCGUGAGACCGAGCGAGCCAAGCGCGCUUCUGCUAUCAUUCUAAACACAUUUGAUGAUCUUGAACAUGAUGUCAUCCAGUCUAUGCAAUCCAUUUUACCUCACGUUUAUUCAAUUGGACCACUUCAUCUGAUAAUGAACCGGGAGAUUGAUGAAAAUAGUGAUAUAGGAAAGAUAGGAUCAAAUCUAUGGAAAGAGGAGAUGGAUUGUUUGGAUUGGCUUGAUACUAAAACUCGAAAUAGUGUUGUUUAUGUCAACUUUGGGAGCAUAAUGGUAAUGAGCGCGAAGCAGCUUGUAGAAUUUGCUUGGGGAUUAGCGGGAUGUGGGAAAGAAUUUUUAUGGGUGAUCAGGCCAGAUUUAGUAGUGGGAGAGGAGGCGGUAGUUCCCCCGGAUUUUUUAACUGAGACAGUAGACCGGAGAAUGCUAGCAAAGCAACAAACGAAUUGUAAAUUCUGUUGUGACGAAUGGGAGGUGGGUAUGGAGAUUGGUGGAGAUGUGAGGAGGGAAGAGAUUGAGACGGUGGUUAAAGAGAUGAUAGAUGGAGAGAAGGGAAAGAAAAUGAGAGAGAAGGCAGAAGAGUGGCGACGCUUGGCGAAGGAAGCAACGGAUCAUAAGCAUGGUUCCUCGAUUGUGAAUUUGGAGACGGUUUUAAGCAAGGUUCUUUUGGGACAGAGAUUAGAGUAAUCUAAAUAAUAAUAACAAUCUCAA